UUUCGGGAAAAAAAAAUACUGAGAAAAAAAACAAAACAAAACACAGAAGCUAGGGUUUAAAGCAGAUAACAUAGGAUUACAGUUGUUUAUCUUGAGAUGUCGGGGCUUAUUGGAUUUCGCAGCCUUGCACCGAAGACCAAGAAUCUGGUUGUUGCUGGAGGGUUAACAGGAUUCGUCUUUGGGGUAUAUUUCUACACAAUGAGGGCUGUCGGUGGCACUGAUGAACUUCAGAUAGCUAUCGACAAAUUUGAAGAUCAGAAACAUACGACCGAGCCGGAGGCAACAUUGGCACCAAAAGCUUAGUCGUAUUCCACAUCAAUAAAAUCUUUGUAAUUACCUGAAAGUUUGUUAUAACUGAAAUAUGGUAGCACAUUUUGUCGGUAACUUGAAUUUUCUGGUUUUUUGAACAUUCAAAUAAAUUCUUUCGAGUUUUUGUUGUACUUUUAAGGCAUUCCCACCUUCACUUUGCGGAGUUCAAUAUUCAUGAUUAAUGAGUUGCACAAUGCUU
This is a messenger RNA of Erythranthe guttata (spotted monkey flower), 508 nucleotides long. RefSeq names its product cytochrome oxidase assembly protein. The record is from RefSeq and is a predicted model, not a curated record. Lineage: Eukaryota; Viridiplantae; Streptophyta; Magnoliopsida; Lamiales; Phrymaceae.